CUCACACUCGUGUCUUGAUCUGCUCGCCCGCCACUCUCCUUCAUUGUCCGCCCUCUUCGCGCCUUUCCGUCUCGCCGCGUCUGACCCGUCUGCCGCGCCGCACAGCGCAUCCCUCGCGCGUCUGCUGCCCCAGCAUCGAGCCCGCACACACACCGAGCGCGCGAGCCGGCCAGCGCGCCCGCCAGCCCCGCCAUGGGCUUCUCCUUUCUCUCCUACGACGGCAUCUGCGACGGCGUGGCGCUCGUCGUGUGCCCGCUGCUCGGCGACUCGGGCCUCGGCAUCGAGCCCAAAUGCUACUCGCGCAACGUCGAGAUCAACAGCACCCUCAUCUUCCAGCCCGCCACAUGUUUCAUCCACAUUGCCGCGCUCGUCAUGACGGCGAUCAUGGUGUACCACAUUCGCAGCAAGUACACAGCUGUCGGGCGCAAGGAGAUCGUACUCUUCUUCUACCUGUACGCCGUCUCUGAGAUGCUCGCCAUCUUCCUCGACUCGGCCAUCAUCCCCACCUAUUCGCCCGUCUACUCGGUCUUCACGGCCAUCUACGUCGGGCUGGGCACGAGCAUCUUCUGGUGCCUGCUCAUCAACGGCUUCGUCGGCUUCCAGUUCGCCGAGGACGGCACGCCCAAGAGUCUUUGGUUCCUGCGGAUAUCCUCGUUUGUGCUCUUUGCGCUUGGCUUCCUCGUCGCCUUUGCCACGUUCAAGGGCGCCGCGGGCAUGUCGCCCACGAAGACGCAGGGCCUGUGGAUCGUGCAGCUGCUCUUCCCCGCGGUGUGCGUCGUCAUCUACGUCGUGUCGCAGGUCGUGCUCGUGCUGCGCACGCUCGACGACCGCUGGCCGCUCGGCGACAUCACGUUUGGCGUGCUCGCCUUUGUCGCCGCAUGCGUGCUCAUGUUCGGCUUCUCGACGCAAAUCUGCGUUGCCGUCAAGCACUACAUCGACGGCACCUUCUUUGGCGUGCUCUGCCUGCUCUUCUCCGUCAUGAUGAUCUACAAGUACUGGGACUCGAUCACCAAGGAGGACCUCGAGUUCUCUGUUGGCUCCAAGGCGGCCGUGUGGGACGUCAAGGACCCUCUGCUGGGUCCGGGCGAUGUCGACGUCAUGGGCCCCGGCUCCAUCUCGACGCACGAGAGUGCCUUUGCCGCACCCCCGCCGCUCGGUGGCGGCGGGCGCAUGGGCAGCCCCGGCGCGCCCUCGGGGCGGUUGGCGCCCGGCAAGUCGGGCAUGGGAUACCCGCCGCAACCGAGCAGCUACUAGGCGGCCCCUGCGAGCCCCUCACUCGGCUUUGCGAGCGUCCGCUUCCAGCGUCUGGGACGCCUACGCACGACAUCCACAUCUCUUCUGCAUCCUUCUACGUCCUCGACCCGCCCUCGUCCCGGCUCCGCAGCUAAUGUUCUCCCCUUCACAUCCCUGUCCAUGCGUGCUUCGACUCUGCACCCACAUCCGCCUCGAUGUCUGACUAUCAUGAGCUGACCUGAACACACGCUUUGAUCUAC
This is a messenger RNA of Tilletiopsis washingtonensis, 1493 nucleotides long. RefSeq lists its product as hypothetical. Bases 193 to 1254 code for a protein of 353 amino acids. The record is from RefSeq and is a predicted model, not a curated record. Gene Ontology annotation, cellular component: endoplasmic reticulum membrane. The transcript has 5 exons. Gene Ontology annotation, biological process: protein folding. NCBI's taxonomy places the organism in Eukaryota, Fungi, Basidiomycota, Exobasidiomycetes, Entylomatales.